UUUUUUUCUUUUUUUGCAAUUUAUGUAUUCAGCUCUUGCAAUUUAUUAUCUUAACUGAUCAAAUACUUGUUCAAUACAAUAUAUCGGUGGAACAAAGUUCAAUUAAAACAAAGCUAGCACCCGGAGCAAAUAGGACCAUCAUGGCAGACAACGUGCAUAAUGGGGAAUCCGAAAUAAAGCCUCGCAGCUAUCAGCUGCGUCUCGUGGAUCAUAUUACGAAGAACAAUGGGAUAAUCUACUUGCCGACCGGAUCUGGCAAGACAUACGUGGCCAUCCUGGCCCUGAAGCGAUUCUCCAAAGACAUGGACAAAUCAAUCGAGGAGGGCGGAAAACGAGCUAUAUUUAUGUGCAAUACAGUCGAGCUAGCCCGCCAGCAGGCAAUGGCCGUGAGGAAAUUCUCAAAUCUCAAAGUGGGGUUCUUUGUGGGGGAGCAGGGCGUCGACGACUGGUCGAAGAUAAAAUGGAGCCACGAAAUAAGCGAUAGCCAAGUUCUGGUGGGCACAGCCCAAGUCAUGUUGAAUAUGGUCACCCAGAAGUACUUGGAGCUGAGCUCUGUGAGCAUCGUGAUUAUAGACGAGUGCCACCAUGGCACUGGCCACCAUCCCUACCAUGAGUUCAUGCAUCUGUUUUUACUCGCUGAACGGAACACGCCACUGCCGCGCGUUGUGGGACUGACGGGUGUACUCAUUAAAGGCAACGAAUUUAAGCUGGUCGCUCAAAAGCUCAGAGAGCUGGAGACGACAUACAGAAGCAAUAUUAUCACCGUGUCCGACACGGAAGAAUUGAAAAACGUGAUGCUCUACUCUACCAAACCAAGGGAGUAUUUAGUGACUUAUCCAAACCAAGUGGGGAGCCUUCAGAUCGGGCACGCCAUACAACGAUGCAUAGAGCACUUCUACGUAAUCCUAGACGAUUUGGAGAUUGGCAAACAGCCUACGCGCUAUUCCAAGGGACUGUCGACCUUCCGCGAUCCGCACAAGAAGGGAUAUAUAAAGACUCUGCUCAACGACUUCCAGUACCAGCUGGAGCACUACGGCGUAUAUGCGGCAUCCAUGGCCAUAGUAUCGGUGAUUCUAGAGAUUGAAAUCAAGCUGCAUCAGUCGGAAACCCUUGCCCUGACCCACAUAUAUAAGUUGGCCAUCUGUCUGUGUAACCGGAUCAAUCACAUGCUAAAGAAAAAGCUUCGCGAUUUGGUCGACGAUGAUACGGAACGCGAUGACGCAGUCCACACGGAGGAAACCAUCAUAAACUUUUCGACUCCCAAGGUGCAGAGAUUUUUGCAAUACGUGCAGAAAACGUUCUCGGGCAAGGAUGCCAAGGAUAUUUGCUGCUUGGUCUUCGUUGAGCGCCGGUAUACGAGCAAAUGCAUAUACCAAGUGUUGAAGAAGUUCAUUGCGGUUAUUCCGGCGCUGCGCGAUGUUCUCGUGCCGCAGUUUAUGGUGGGCCGCAACUCAGUUUCAGCGGAUUGUGAGAGCGUCCUGGAGCGCAAGUGGCAAAAGUCGGCCAUUCACCAAUUUAGGGAUGGCGAAGCCAACCUGAUGGUCUGUUCGAGCGUUCUGGAGGAAGGCAUCGAUAUAAAGGCCUGCAAUUACGUGUUGAUCCUGGAUCCUAUAAAGACAUUCAACAUGUACGUGCAGACGAAGGGGCGGGCUCGAUCCAAGGAGGCCCACUUUGUGCUUUUUUCCUCAGAUUUGGACCGCAUGAAAAUCAACCAACAAAUCAAUCAAUAUCGCCAAGCCCAUACCGACAUCGGAGAGUAUUUAAAGGAUCGCGUCCUGGAUCGGGCCGAACCUUUGAUGCAAGAGAUAGCCGAUCACUUCCACGAAUUGAUCCCACCAUUUAUAAACGAAAAAGGUGCCGUGCUGCUGCCUAGCAGUGCCCUGAUGCUGCUCCACCGCUACUGCCAGAGCCUGCCCUCGGAUGCAUUCGGCUUUGUGGAGCCCUGGAUCACACUAAUCAGCUGGGACCAGAAGCAGAAACUCUUUGGCACACAGGCCGCAAACAAAGAAGUCGUCUCUAUCGAACUUCCACUCAGCUCGUCCGUGCGGGAUAAAAUUUAUAGCGAUCCCAUGACUUCCGUUAAGGCGGCAAAAAUAUCGGCAGCCUUUAAGACCUGCAUUAAACUGUACUCCACGGGGGAGCUCAACGAGCGUUUCCUACCCGUCACGCUUAAGGACCGGGUGACGGCGAUAGCCGACUUUCACUUUGACCACUGGAAGAAAUACAGCGACGAUGUUAUCGAUACGGUAAACAAGCAGAAACUCAAGCCGGAGACACAAACUACCUUCAAGACCUCUUGUCCGACGGAGUUCUUCGAUUGCCGGCCACGGGUGGGUGAAGUCUGUUAUGCCUAUGAGAUCAUUUUGGAGCCGCAGUUCGAGCGCAACGACUACACAGAGCACAUCCACGACAACAUGCUGUCGGGUAGGAACUUUGCGUUGCUGCUGAGGAAGCAGCUGCCACCUCUCUCGAAGAUGCCGCUGUUCUGCAAUCAGGGCCCAUUGCAUGUGCAGGUUAGGGAGCACCCGCGAGAGCUGGUUAUUGCAAGUGCGGAGCAGCUGGAGCAACUGCAUCAGUUCCAUGGAAUGCUGUUCCGCGAUCUGUUGAAGAUCUGGCGUCCCUGCUUUGUACUGGAUCGUCGAGGCAAGGACAACUCCUACCUGAUCGUGCCUCUAGCCGUGGGCGCAGAGCAUCAGAAUGUGGUGGACUGGCCGCUGGUCCAUCAGUUCCAGCGUCUGCCCACCCCGAAGCCUGUCAGUGUGAAGCAGCGCAAGGAACAGCGAGCGCCGCGUCCAGAGGACUAUGAGGGGAAAAUUGUGACUCAGUGGUAUGCCAACUUCGCGAGCAAGCGAAUGCUCGUGCACAAGGUGCGCAGAGACCUGACUCCGAGCAGCCUGAUGGGAAGCAACCACCAGAACACGAGCUAUGCCAAGUUCACCACGUCUAAGUAUGGCGAUGACAUCGGAGGAAUUGUUCGCAUGGACCAGUUCCUGAUCGAGGUGCGCGAGCUUACGGAGCAACUGAACUUCUAUGUCCAGCAGCGGGGCAAGACGUCGGCCCAGAGCAAGGCCAGGGCCAAGAUCAUCCUCAUUCCGGAGCUCUGCUUUAAUUUCGAUUUCCCCGGCGACCUCUGGAUAAAAGCAGUGUUUCUACCCAGCAUCUUGAAUCGGCUCCACUUCAUGCUGCAUGCUGAGGCAUUACGACAACGCUUCAAUACCUACCUGGGGCUGCAACAUCUGCCUCAAAAUGGAGUUGACUAUAGGCCAAAGCUCUUGGAGAUCGACUGGUCGUUGCGCCGCAAUGUGGAUACCCAUGGCAAUGCCAUUCCCAAUGAUUAUGAUGAAGGCUCACGCUCAAUUCUGGAGCCCCUACCCAUCAAAGAACUUGAGAUUGGGAUGAAGACACUGCAGAUACGCGACUUACAACAUUCGUGGCAGCAGAACCUGGAACCCGUAGACCUACCCCGGAACAUCAUGUCCGCCUAUACCGUGGAGUUGAACUAUUACAACAAUUUUAUAUCCGGCCAAGUGGCGUCUCUCGACAAAAUGGAGCAGGACGACAGGGAGCUCUGGCUGGAGACGCAGUUCAAGAUGCCUAAAGGGAACAUCUAUGAGACCAGGAGUCCAGCAAUGCCCCCUGCCGCAUGGACUGCCGUGCUCCCGCAGACCAGCUCAGCUCCCAAACCACAGUCGUUGAAUGUGUUGCCGGUUCUGAUGAAGAGCGUCUCCGAUGAUCACAUCACUCCGGCCCACCAGGGUGAGUUCCUGGCGGCCAUCACCACAGCGGGAUCGUCCGAUGUUUAUGAUAUGGAGCGAGUGGAGCUGUUGGGUGACUCGUUUCUCAAGAUGAGUGCCAGUCUUUACCUGGCCAGCAGGUAUCCCGACUGGAACGAAGGCACGCUCACGGAGGUCAAGUCGAGGCUGGUGUCCAACAAGAACCUGAUGUAUUGCCUCAGGGAGACGGAUAUUCCCAGUCGUAUUAGCUGCAGUCUGUUCGACCCCAGAUUAACGUGGCUUCCGCCCAGCAUUAAUCUGCCCGAAGAUGUCUUGGAUGUGUGGACGGAGCAGCCGAGCUUUGCCAAACUGAUUGGUCCCCAAAAUCUCUUGAAUCUGGCCCUUAGUGACGAGGAGAUUCUGGCAGGUCGUUGCAACGAGGAUACCUAUCGUCGCUUUGUGCAAGAUUGCAAGAGCAAUCAGCAAGGCUAUUAUGACGGUGGAGACUUCUCCUCCGGCGCGAACUUCUUGUUUGGUGAGGUCACUGUUCAGAACAAGGUGGUGGCUGACACUCUGGAGGCCCUUCUGGGAGUCGUUGUGAGAAACUAUGGAUUGCAACAUGGCUUCCGCAUGCUGGAAUACUUCGGCAUUUGCAAGCCGGACGUUGAUAAGCCAUUGUCGCAGCUGCUCGAUCUUCAGUUAAAGAGCACCAAGAUGCGAGCCAACGCGAGCCCUGACGAUAUUGAUGGCUUCCUGAUCAACCACUCCUAUUUAGAACAGAAUCUGGGCUACAAAUUCCGGGAUCGGGGCUACCUCUUGCAGGCCCUGACGCAUCCGUCGUUUCCCACCAAUCGCUUGACCGGCUGCUACCAGGAGCUGGAGUUCAUUGGCGAUGCCAUACUCGAUUUUCUCAUCUCUGCAUACAUUUUCGAAAACAAUACCAAGCUGCGUCCGGGCGAGCUCACGGAUCUGCGCUCGGCCUUGGUCAAUAACACGACACUGGGAUGCAUCUGCGUGCGCCACAAUCUGCACCUCUUCAUUCUGGCAGAGAACGCGUUGCUAUCUGAAACCAUCAGCAAGUUUGUGAAAUUCCAAGAGAGCCAGGGACACAGAGUCACAAAUCAUGUACGCUUUCUGCUCGAGGAGAGAGAUGUGCAGCCCGUUAUUCUGGACUUGGACGAUGAAGUGGAGAUGGCCAUGGAAAAUGAGUCGGAAGACGGUCCACGCAUCGGUGCUUUCAACUUGGCGCAAAACGUAGAUGUCCCCAAGGCUUUAGGCGAUGUCCUGGAGGCCCUUAUCGCGGCCGUCUACCUGGAUUGCCGGGAUCUGCAGACAACCUGGCAGAUGAUCUACCAUUUGUUUGAGCCCGAGCUGAAGGAAUUCUCCCAGAAUAUACCCAUCAGCCCGAUCCGUCAGCUCCAAGAGCACAAGCUGGCCAAUCCCGUCUACGGUCCGCCCCUGGUAGACAAGGACGUUGUGAUGAUGUACUGCCAGUUCACCUGCAUGGAGAAGACCAUUCGGGUCAUUGGUUUCGGCUCCAACAAGGACCAAGCCAAAUUGGCUGCUGCCAAGAGCGCUCUUCAGAAAUUGGCUAAGUGUGAUGCAUAAUCCAAAGAACUUCAUACCAUUGACCGUGACCCACAAAGUCUAAGCCUGACAUCCAUUCUGAAUACGUACAAUUCAUUUCCACGUCUGAAUGUUCAAAAUGGGUGUGAUGCUUAGACUUUUAUUGGUCACUGUAUUAUUUGUAAGCUUUUCAUGAACAAAAAAGCAUUUUUACCAAUUAGUUUAUCUUUUUAAAAAUUAUUUUAAUAUGUGCGAUUUCAUGUACCGCGUGUGCUCGUUUUAGCUAGAUUUACAAUGGGCUAGAUGGGCGGGCUACAUCGUCAACGACGUCAAUGCCAUUGUUUAUAUUUACAAUAAAGUGCAGAGUGCACUCUACAUUCA
Messenger RNA from Drosophila miranda, 5660 nucleotides. Its product is annotated as endoribonuclease Dicer. Gene Ontology annotation, biological process: siRNA processing; apoptotic DNA fragmentation. Bases 141 to 5321 code for a protein of 1726 amino acids. The record is from RefSeq and is a predicted model, not a curated record. Lineage: Eukaryota; Metazoa; Arthropoda; Insecta; Diptera; Drosophilidae. Gene Ontology annotation, cellular component: nucleus; RISC complex; cytoplasm. The transcript is spliced from 9 exons. Gene Ontology annotation, molecular function: protein binding; ribonuclease III activity; deoxyribonuclease I activity.